AGUUGGCUGAUGGAAAUUUUGGUUGCGUCAUUGGAUCGUGUCAAUUUUCCAGCGGUUGAAAUCAAUAGUGCCAGAAUAGGUUGUAUAUUCUAUCUGCUUGAGCAGAUAUGCAGACCAUUAAACCACAAUUCAUCUUUGAGGAAAAUAAGUUGUUUUAUAAUGACAAUUGGUUUAUGAUAAAGCGAAUUUUGUCUAUGGAUCUGUUGUUGGUAGCGUUGUGUUGUUGGAUGCGAGUCUGCCACUGACUCUUAAAUUGGCGGUCCGCCAGCUCUUUUUUCUCGUUUGUUCCAGCAGACGCGCAGCAGUCCUCAUGUCAGCAAGCGAUUUGUUCACCCAAGCUAACGAAGCAUUUUUCGACGAUGACUAUGACGAAGCUCUAUCCUUAUACACCCAAGCAAUAAAGCUUGAACCUGAGAAUCCAGAAUUCUAUCUCAAACGCUGCAUUGCAUAUGAGAAGGUCAAGAAAAAUGACAAGGCGCUUGAGGAUGCAAAUAAAGCCAUGGAGAUCCUUGAAACCAAACAGGGCUCCAGAACUCAGCUAGCUAAGGCACAUUUACGGCGAGGUAUCUCACUCUAUCAUUCCAAGAAAUACCAUGAGGCUAAAAAGGAUCUUAUGGCAUCCAAAGAGUUGAACGCUACGGAAAAGACUUUGGUGACUUGGAUGCGUAGGGUGGAUGAUGAGUUGGCCAAACUUCCACAGCAAUCACCUGUGGCAGAGGAACCAAAGCCAACAGUGGCGCAACCCAGUCCAGCGGCCGAUGUGGGGACACCAAUUCAAGAGAGAGCAAGGCAUGAUUGGUUUCAAAAUGAUGAUUUUAUCAUCUUGGAAAUUUUCAUCAAGAGCGUCAAGAAGGAGGCUAUUGAUGUUGGAUUCCAUGAGCGGUCCUUGUCGGUGACCAUCAAAAUGCCUAAUGGAUCAGAUUACUCUUUAGAGUUGGAUCCUCUGACCCACGAGAUUGAUCCAAGUCAAAGCAAGUUUGUACCAUUGUCAACCAAGGUUGAGAUCAAGCUGAAGAAGAAAGUGUCUGGCAUUAAGUGGGGAAUGCUGGAAGAAACCAUUGCGGCGCCGUGGACCUCAACCAAACGACGGGACUGGAGUUCAUUGGAAAAAGAGUUUACGGAUGAACAAGACAAAGCAGAAGGCGAUCAGGCGCUCAAUGCUCUUUUCCAAAGUAUAUACGGUAAUGCUGACGACGAUGCCAAACGUGCUAUGAUGAAGAGUUUUGUAGAGAGCAAUGGAACUUGCCUUUCCACCAAUUGGAACGAAGUGUCUCAAGCACAGGUUGAGACCAAGCCUCCGGAAGGCAUGAUCGCCAAGAAGGUGAGCUAAGCAAGUGAUAAGGUGACAAAAAGAUAUCAAGUGACUAAUCGCUGAUGUGAUGUUGUAGUAUUCUUGAAAUAACUUGCAUUUACCGAACUCGCCGGCUCACUUUUUGGACAUUUGAACGGCAGCAGGUUUAGAUCGGACCACAUGUAAACUGACACUCUCACGAAAUAAAAACGAACCAAUGUUUUGAGAUAUGUAUAAAAUAUAUAUUAC
Umbelopsis ramanniana AG is the source of this 1540-nucleotide messenger RNA. RefSeq lists its product as uncharacterized. The record is from RefSeq and is a predicted model, not a curated record. The coding region runs from base 311 to 1330 and encodes 339 amino acids. Gene Ontology annotation, molecular function: protein-folding chaperone binding. Lineage: Eukaryota; Fungi; Mucoromycota; Umbelopsidomycetes; Umbelopsidales; Umbelopsidaceae. The transcript has 6 exons. Gene Ontology annotation, biological process: protein stabilization.